This is a messenger RNA of Mercenaria mercenaria, 3147 nucleotides long. Its product is annotated as SH3 domain-binding protein 2-like. NCBI's taxonomy places the organism in Eukaryota, Metazoa, Mollusca, Bivalvia, Venerida, Veneridae. The coding region runs from base 442 to 1584 and encodes 380 amino acids. Gene Ontology annotation, molecular function: SH3 domain binding. Gene Ontology annotation, biological process: signal transduction. The record is from RefSeq and is a predicted model, not a curated record. The transcript has 13 exons.
AUUUUAUUGGAUAGAUAAACUACUUGUAUACGCACACUCGUGUUUAUUUAAAACUGACAAUAUACCCGUGACCUAAAUUUGAAUGUUGAAAUAAGAUAAACGUAUAUGUUAAACCAAAAGUUGAUUUUCCGUCUGGAUUUUAUAGCAGAUACCACGUGUACACCUAUUUCACUUAAUUGUGACAUAUACAAGAGGAUAGGACGUCGAAUACCUUGACGGCACAGACUGAUAAAUUCGUCACUUAGUUCUUCAGUUUUGUUUUGAUUCGCAGAACACUUAAUAGUAUAUAUCACAAACGAAGUUGGUGGAAUAAUCGCAGAACAGAAUAAUGUAGUUAAAAAUAAAUUAUGUGAGUAAAUGUCCCUUAAAAGGAAGGAACCAUGUAAUGUGUAGAGGUUUAUUAAAAGUGGAUAUUGCGUGUUUAUAGACAAGCAUACCAUUAUGAGUGACGGAUCAAGUGCAUCGCAGAAAAUUCUGUUGGAACCACUGAAAAAUAUAGGUGCUCAGGAUAUUCUGAAAGUUGGUUCCACAUAUGAAGGCGUUCUCCGUAAACGUGGGGGUCGUAUCGGAAAUUUGCUGCAUAUAGGAUCUGCAAAAUGGAAACAAAGGUUUGUUGUCAUCUCUCAGGGCUGUGUGUACUCUUUUAAAGAUGAAUAUGCACUAAGACCACAAAGUGCUUUCUCAUUGUCAGUAUACGAGAGUGUGCAAGAGACAACAAUUCCUAACGUGCUGCACGUGUUUGAGAUAAAACAUGAAGAUAGGAGCAGACCAUCACAAUUAUUCGCCAGUGAAACAGAAGCUAAAAGGAAGACUUGGAUAGCAUAUAUACACGACGCUAUUACUCAAGUCCAUCAACAUUCAGGAGGUAGUCAGAAAUUGUCUGCCGACAGUGAUGAAGGCAUAUCCAUGACCCCUAAGAAGAGAAUGUCACGUGCUCCUCUGCCACCACUUCCGCCCACACCAGACGAUACAAAAUACAAACAUAAAUCAAAGUCCGAGUACAGUCUGGAAUCUGAUGAUGAAGAAGAGUAUUCAGAGAUCAAAGAAGAGCAAGAAAUGCGCCGGUUGCCUAGAGGUGCGACCGGGGGAGUUCAAGUGAUGCCGACAGCAGGAACUCCAAAGAGACAAGACACGAUAUCCAGACGUCCCGCCAUACCUUUACCGGAAACACCGGAUCAGCGAAAUCAAACGUCUACACUGGAGCGAAAGCAAGCGGCUAAACAAGGAUACGAAGAUGUCGCAAAACCUGAAGGCAAACUUCCAGAUUACGUAAAUGAAGAAACUUUCAAGGACGAAGACUUUUUCUUCAACGAUAAAAAUAAAGAAGAGGCGCAUAGGCUUUUGGGCGUCCAUCCUGUUGGAACGUUUCUAGUACGACUUGGGAAUAGUACACCGACGGUACUCUCUGUUCAAACGCCGCUGGGAAUAAAGGAAUUUCAGAUUGCUGAAAAUGACGCCGGCAAAGUCUCAAUAAACCGGAGCCAGUAUUUUCCUACUUUACAAAACAUGCUUUGUUUUUAUAACCAGAAUGAUCUGCCAAAGAAAGAAUAUAAAGUAAAACUGGUUAAAGGCUUCAAAAGCUAAAACAAAACAUUACCAAUACAGUGUGUUGUGAUUAAAAUGAAUUCCUGACAUUUCACAUCAAAUUAGUGCAGAUCAUGAUGCACAACUAAAGCAUCGCCAUAAAAGUGCCCUGAAAAUUUAAGUGCUGUGAAAAUUUAAGUGCUGUGAAAAUUUAAGUGCUGUGACAAAAUACUUCCGACUAUGAGGAAGAUUUAUACUCCUGUCAGCUGACGUGACUAUAGGCUUGUGCGUUUCACCAUGUCCUCGUGACUGAUCAUGUGCUCACAGGGACCUGCAGUCGUUAGACAUGCGUUAUACCCAGAAAGGCCAGCCCACGUGACUUUUCGGUAUCGUUUACACGGGGAAAAUCGCUCGAUUUAGGUAACGUUUUUGCUUAUAAUUUCCUUAUUACUUGACAUAUUUUGGUAAAAUAAAAAGCACCGAAGACAAAAUAAUGAGUGCUUUCCGCGCGAUAAAGCGUGUAUCAGAAUUCUUGAUACUUUUCUCAAACACUUUGCCCAAAUGUUUUUUUUACGGACCAAAUGUAUAGAUUACUUAUACAUUAGAAUUUGGGCGAAGUGUUUGAAGACAGUAUUGAUUAAGAGGGACAGAGGAAAGCACUUGUUCUUCUGUCUUCAACGCUUUUUAAUUUAUCAAAAUCCAUCAAGUAACAAGGAAACUACAUACAAAAAUGUUUCAUGAAUCAAAUGAUUUCCCCCUUGUUUACGAUAUCAAAAGGUCACGUGGCCACCCUGAUAUCUAAAAAAAAAUUUAUUACGCUUGCUAGUACAAGACAUAUUCAUGAACUCAUUGUAGAUAUUACUUUGUAUUUUAUAUAGUCUUCUGAUAUUAUUUCUGUGGUUUAUGGACGAUUAUGCACAUACCAAUGGAACCUCGUUGCUAAAACUGGUGAACAUUUUGUAUUGUAAAGGCAUUGUACACGUGUGCUAAAUUAGUGUUCAUUCAUUUCAUAUGAUGACACGAAAGGAAGCACCACAACCUGGUGGAAAAAUAUCGAAUAUUUUGUCUGUACUUUUUUUUUAUCAGUAAAUACACAAAAAUCAUAAAGUCACAGAAUCCGAUUGGUAACACAGGGCAUUGCAAAUAAACAAGAUGGCGUCAAAAAUGGCUGCCGCAUCUAAAAUGGAUACUAACGAUAAGUUUAGAUUCAUUUAUUAAAACAGUUUAUAAUUCGUAGUAUUUUUUUACACGAAAAUAUCAUUUUGGAGAAUUUAUAUUGCAUAUAGGAACGUUCAUUAAUAAGCUCCGAACUCGCUUUAUCUUGUAACUGUUUAACUACAAUACUUACAUUUGACUUAAUCUAAGGGUGCAAGUUCAUUUCAUAUUGUUUUCGUUCAGCAGAUUCAUAUUACAUUUUCGUGUUAUUAUGUUAUAUGUAACGAACGUGGUACAUCUUAAUCGAGGGUAUACGGUACCAGUGAUCUGCAACAUAACUUCUUUAUAUCGUAUUUAUUCUCUGUUCGGGUGCCUCAGACCUCGUAUUGUAAAAUGCAGUUUUACAUUCAUUUUAUAGGCUAAUACAUUUCAUGCUAGAAAUACAUGUAUAAUAAAACAUAAAGUAAU